AUGGCGAUAUUGUCUGUUGAGAAUUAUUUCAAUGAAAAAAUCGCAGCUGAUUGGAUGAAUGUCCUAGCACCGUAUUCUGUUCAUAUCUCUGUUUUGUACCUCGUAUUGAUAUACUGGGGUAAGCAGUACAUGGCUUCAAGGAAGCCAUUCAACAUGCGCCGCUUAUUAUUUACCUGGAGUUUAACAUUGGCAGGUUUUAGCUUUAUCGGUACAAUCGCUCUUGGUUCUUAUGUACUUUCUAGUUGGUAUUAUCAUGGUUUUACCUACUCGGUUUGUGAUCGCACUAGUUGGAAAGGAAGUGGAGGAUUAUGGGCGUUUCUAUUUGGUUUGUCAAAAUUGCCAGAAUUAGGCGACACCUUCUUUAUUGUAGUGCGCAAAACACCUCUACCAUUUCUCCAUUAUUACCAUCAUAUCACUGUUUUUAUAUAUUGUUGGUAUAGUCUAAGAGACCUUAUCGCACCAGGCCGUUGGUUUGCUGCUAUCAACUUUCUUGUUCAUACGGUAAUGUACACCUAUUAUGCCAUUAAAUCGACCGGAAUGUACCGACCUCCCAAAUGGAUCAAUAUGGCAAUUACCACUCUACAACUUUCUCAGAUGAUUGUCGGUUGUAUAGUUAACACAUGGGCAUACACUGUCUUGAAAUCUGGUCAACGCUGUGGUACUACAUGGUCUAACCUUAGAUGGUCCCUUAUUAUGUAUUCAUCGUAUUUCCUCCUUUUCGCUCAUUUCUUCUAUCAGACUUACUUUGUUAAUGCCAACCGCUGGAAAAUAGCCCAAAAACAGAAAGAACAGAAGAUGAAGGCAGCAGCAAGCAGUCAGAGUGAAACUGCUAAAUAA
Molecule: messenger RNA, 837 nt
Organism: Trichoplax adhaerens
Lineage: Eukaryota; Metazoa; Placozoa; Uniplacotomia; Trichoplacea; Trichoplacidae
Exons: 1
Coding region: 1-837 (278 amino acids)
Biological process (GO): fatty acid elongation, polyunsaturated fatty acid; fatty acid elongation, monounsaturated fatty acid; very long-chain fatty acid biosynthetic process
Cellular component (GO): endoplasmic reticulum membrane
Molecular function (GO): fatty acid elongase activity
Source: RefSeq, a predicted model, not a curated record